Molecule: messenger RNA, 5175 nt
Organism: Humulus lupulus (European hop)
Lineage: Eukaryota; Viridiplantae; Streptophyta; Magnoliopsida; Rosales; Cannabaceae
Product: ABC transporter C family member 10-like
Exons: 12
Coding region: 499-4968 (1489 amino acids)
Biological process (GO): transmembrane transport
Cellular component (GO): plant-type vacuole; vacuolar membrane
Molecular function (GO): ATP hydrolysis activity; ATP binding; ABC-type transporter activity
Source: RefSeq, a predicted model, not a curated record
UCCUACAAAAGAAAUUUCCUCAAUUAUAUAUUUGUGACAAAGAUGAUUACAUCAUUCAUGACCAUGAAUUGUGAUAUCAAAUCAUAAUAAUAUAUAUAAUUACUCAUCGUAUAUUGACAAAUACACAAUUGUCUUUGAACGUUUCUUUCAGUAUUGUACAACAUGUAAUUAAAGAAGAUACUAAACACUGUUCCUCAUUAUGUUGAGCUUGUUACUGAGUUGUAUAUGUUGACCCUUCUUCGAUUUCCAGUUCAGGUUUGUCUUUGAUCUGCGUAUCUCUUAGAUCUUUGAACUCUGUACAUUACUUGUUUUGACUCUAUAAAAUCUUUGAACCAACUUCUGCAGUGAACAACCUCCCAUGAGUUGAGAUUGAGAGAAUCCACUUCAGUUAUACUUGCACACACCUGACUAGUUUGUGGAAUUAGCAUAAAACUAGAAACUGAAGCUUUUUUUUUCCUUUUCUUCUGUGAUUGUAAAAGGCUUUCUAUUUCCACUGAGAUGGGCAUCACAACUGAGUUCUGCAGCAUUUUUGAGUGUUCAAAUGGAUCAAACUCUCAUUGCAGUUAUGGUUUUUUGGCCAUAAUUGAUCCCAAUUCAUGUUUCAACCAUGUUGUGGUCAUAUCAAUUGAUCUUCUGCUCCUUUUCAUCUUCUUAUGUACCUUUAUUCAUAGAGUGGCAUCCAACAAGACUGUAUCAUUCAUGGCAUCUCAGAAGUUACUUCCAAUUUCAGUAUUCUCAGCAGUUUUCAAUGGUCUUUUGGGUGUGGCAUAUUUUGGAGUUGGGAUAUGGACAUUAAUUGAGAAACUGAACACAGAUGGAUUCAUUUCACCUAUGCACAGAUGGCUAGUGGCAAUAAUCCAAGGCAUUACAUGGUUUCUGCUAAGCUUAACAAUAAGCUUAAGGAUGCUGAAUCUUUCACAUAUUGCAACAGCAAGAUUUUUGUCAAUUUCUACCUUUUUGAUUGGAGCAUUUCUGUGCAUUUCAUCUCUGUCUGAAGCAAUAGCUGACAAACUAUCAUCUGCAACGAUGGUUUUAAAUAUUUUAUGUGCUCCUGGAUCAAUUCUUUUGAUCCUGAGCUCAUAUAAAAGAUGCAAUUACUCAAAAACGAAUAGAGUAAUUGAUGCUGGUACUUGUGAACCACUGUUGCAAAGUGAGGAAGUUGAUGCUGCAAGUGAAGCCAGUUCAAUCAAUAAUGUAACUCCAUUUGCUGGAAGUGGGUUUUGUAGUACAAUGUCCUUUUGGUGGUUGAAUCCGUUAAUGAAGAAGGGUAAGGAAAAACUUCUUCAAAAUGAAGAAAUUCCACAACUGCGGCAAGAAGAUCGAGCACAGACAUUGUUUUCAAUAUUCACAGAGAAAUUGAGCAUAAUGAAAUCAAAGGGAUCAUCUGAUCCUCCUCCAAUUUUAUCAACAAUCUUCUUCUGUCAGAAGAAAGCUCUUCUGGUUUCUGGGAUUUUCGCUUUGAUUAAGGUACUCUCCCUGACUAGUAGCCCACUGUUUCUUGCAGCAUUCAUUAAGAUCGUUGAAGGUAGGUAUUCAUUCAAAUAUGAAGGUUAUGCAUUGACUGCUGGACUGUUCCUCGUAAAGAUUUUAGAGUCACUAUCAGAGAGGCAUUGGUACUUUCGAACACAACUCAUUGGACUGCAGGUAAGAUCUUUGCUAUCUGCAGCUAUAUAUCAAAAACAGCUACAACUCUCAAAUGCUGCUAAGAUGAGUCAUUCUCCAGGUGAGAUAGUGAACUAUGUCACCGUUGAUGCUUAUAGGAUAGGUGAAUUUCCACUUUGGUUUCACCAGAUAUGGUCGACGAGCUUGCAAUUAUUUCUUUCAUUGAUUCUCAUUUACUAUUGCGUGGGGCUAGCAGCAGCUUCAGCUUUAACUGUACUUAUAUUGACUGUGCUUGGAAGUUCUCCACUGGUCAAGUUGCAGCAUGAGUAUCAAACAAAGUUCAUGGUGGCUCAGAACAUACGGCUGAAGAAAUUAUCAGAAGCACUUACAAACAUGAAGAUCUUGAAGUUGUAUUCCUGGGAAACACAUUUUAAGAAUGUCAUAGAGAGAUUAAGAAAUGAAGAACUCAAAUGGAUAUCUGAAAUAUUGACGCAGAAGGGGUACUAUAUUGUUUUGUUCUGGUCAUCUCCUUUACUUGUAGGAGUUGUUUCUUUUUGGACAUGCUACCUCCUUGGAUUUCAGCUCUAUGCUAGCAAUGUUUUUACAUUUCUAGCAACUUUGCGUAUAAUUCAGGAGCCAAUUAGGCAAAUACCUAAUAUAUUUGGAGCCUUUGUUGAAGCAAAGGUUUCAUUUUCUCGAAUUGUGAAGUUUCUUGAAGCACCUGAGUUGGAGAGCAGACACAAAAGGCAGAAGUUCAGCAGCAAUGAGCUUGAUCAUUCCAUAUGUAUUAGAUCCUCUGAAAUUUCUUGGGAUAGUGCUUCUUCAAAGGCUACCUUAACCAAUAUUGACUUGGUAGUCAAAUCAGGAGAAAAGUUAGCAAUUUGUGGAGAGGUUGGCUCUGGUAAAUCAACCCUGUUAGCUGCAAUUUUGGGAGAAGUUCCCCAUGUCAAUGGCAUUGUGCAUGUUUGUGGGAAGUUAGCAUAUGUUUCUCAGUCUGCAUGGAUCCAGUCGGGGACUAUAAAAGAGAACAUUUUAUUUGGCUCCCCCAUGGAUCAUGAUAGGUACCAAGAAACACUUGAAAAGUGUUCCUUAGUUAAGGACCUUGAAAUGCUUCCAUUUGGAGAUCUUACUCAGAUUGGAGAGAGAGGUGUCAAUUUAAGUGGUGGACAGAAGCAACGCAUUCAACUGGCACGAGCACUCUAUCAGGAUGCUGAUAUUUACCUCUUGGAUGACCCCUUUAGUGCAGUUGAUGCUCACACUGCUACCAGCCUAUUCAAUGAAUAUGUCAUGGGAGCUUUGUCUGGAAAGACUGUCUUGCUUGUGACACACCAAGUCGAUUUCCUUCCAGCUUUCAAUUCUAUUUUGUUGAUGUCUGGGGGGAAGAUUUUAAAAGCAGCUCCAUAUGAAGAGUUGUUGGUGUCUUCUGAAGAAUUUCAACACCUAGUCAAUGCACACAGUAGUACUACUAAAUCUUUUGCAAGGCCUCCUGUUGAGGAUCUCUUUCCCAGAAAGAGCAAACCAUCCAAGGGUGAGAUAGAGAAGAUUGAUUCUGAGGAAAAGAUAAAUGCAUCCACAGGUGAUCAAUUGAUUAAGCAAGAAGAGAGGGAAAUGGGAGACACUGGUUUUAAGCCCUACAUUCAGUACUUAAAGCAAGGGAAAGGAUUUUUGUUCUUUUCCUUGGCAAAUUUCUUCUUCUUAAUUUUCGUAGUUGGACAACUGGCUCAGCUUUAUUUGUUUGCUGCAACACUUUCGGACCGCAGCAUAUCCAAAGCUGAAAUAUAUGCAAUUUACUCUAUGAUAAUGAUAAUCAUGUCACUCUCUUUACUGUUUAGAUCUUAUUCAAUGGCUGCAUUAGGUUGUGGUGCAUCAAAAUCUAUAUUUUCUAUGUUGCUGACCUCUUUCUUUCGAGCUCCUAUGUCCUUCUAUGACUCUACACCAGUGGGAAGGAUACUUAGCCGGGUAUCUUCUGAUAUGAAUAUCAUCGACCUUGAAAUGCCCUUGAAGUUCAUAACUUCCUGUGCAGGAGCUAUGAAUACAUACGCCAUAUUCGGACUAUUAGCUUUUCUUACCUGGCCAGUCUUGUUUGUGAUUGUGCCAAUUAUUUACAUUACCAUACUGUUGCAGAAAUAUUACUUGGCUUCUGCAAAAGAAUUGAUGCGGAUAAGUGGCACGACCAAGUCUUUACUAGCAAGCAGCCUUGCUGAGUCAAUUUCUGGGGCCAUGACUAUCAGAGCUUUUGAGGAGGAGGGUAGAUUGUUCUCAAAGUACUUGGACAUUAUUGAUGCUGAUGCUAGCUCAAAUUUCCAUAACUUUUCGGCAAGCCAAUGGUUGAUCCAACGUCUUGAAACAUUAUGUGCUAUUGUUCUCUUUUCUUUUGCGUUGGCCAUAACUUUGCUUCCUUUCAAAGCUUCUGACUCCGGAUUCAUUGGAAUGGCAUUGUCAUAUGGACUGUCAUUGAACAUGUUCUUAGUGAUAUCUGUCCAAUUCCAAUGUAUGCUAGAAAAUGCUAUCAUUUCUGUGGAGCGAGUAGAACAAUACAUGCAUAUUCCAAGUGAAGCUGAAGAAGUUAUCCAUGAGAACCAACCAGCACAAAAUUGGCCUACUCUUGGCAAAGUUGAAAUAUGCAAUUUGAAGGUAAGAUAUCGGAAAAAUGCUCCAAUGGUUCUUCAUGGAAUAAGUUGCAUCAUUGAAGGAAGAGAUAAGAUUGGGAUUGUUGGCCGCACAGGAAGUGGAAAGACAACUCUUAUUAGUGUGUUAUUUCGUUUGGUAGAGCCAACUGAAGGAAAAAUACUAGUUGAUGGCCUUGACAUUUGUUCAAUUGGGCUUCAUGAUUUGAGGUCACGCUUUGGGAUUAUUCCACAGGAUCCAACUCUCUUUAAUGGGUCUGUCAGGUUCAAUCUUGAUCCUUUAUCUCAGUAUACUGAUCAAGAACUAUGGGAGGUUCUUGAGAAAUGUCAGUUGAGAGAGGUCAUUGAAGAGAAAGAACAAGGCCUGGAUUCCGUAGUGUUGGAGGAAGGAACAAACUGGAGCAUGGGACAGAGACAACUAUUCUGUCUAGGACGAGCAUUGUUGAAGAGAAGUCGAAUACUAGUGCUCGAUGAAGCCACAGCAUCAAUGGACAACACAACAGAUGCCAUUCUACAGACAACCAUAAGAAGAGAAUUUGUGGACUGCACUGUCAUAACUGUGGCUCACAGAAUCCCAACUGUCAUGGACUGCACUAAGGUGCUUGCCAUUAGUGAUGGGAUGUUGGUGGAGUUUGAUGAGCCAACUAAGCUCAUAAACAAGGAGGGGUCUCUUUUCGGUCAGUUGGUGAAGGAGUACUCGUCUCGAGCUACAAAUACUGGCUCUUAUUUAGAGGGUUGAAUAUUGGUAGUAACUACUUACUAGUGUAGUGUUUCAAUUAAUAUUUUAUUAUUUGCUGACACUCUAAAUAGUUGACUGAUUAAUAAGUUUACGUAAUAGACUAGAGAGAUCCAUUUGUAGGAUGAAAGACAAUGAAAAUAAUAGAAAGUUUUGAAAAGGGUUAUUAUUGAUGAAUAAUGAAUUGUGUAAUAAUUAUUUUAUUUUAUU